UGCUACUCUGCUCUGUGCUGCCCUCUGGUGCAAUUACUGUGGAUGAAGGCUCUUCCCAGUGGAUUGCAGGUGAAUUGAACAGCAAGUAAUAAUGGCUUUGCAAAGGGUCUUGUGCAGUGUUUCCCGUCGAUCUUUUUCGACGGCCCGACUUGGUGGUCUCUUUAAAGCAUCGGACAAUCUUCCCAAUCCUCUUGAGCAUGCUAGCGGUCUGGAAAGGAAACAAUUGCUGGCAGAGCUGCAAGGAAAUGAGGAUCCUUUUGAUAUGAAUAUCCAGAAACGGGGUGUUUGCACCAAGGAAAAACCUCAUGUUGUAUAUUCCUCCUUCCACGAACGCCUAGUUGGUUGCAUAUGUGAAGAAGACUCUGAGAAUGUUGUCUGGAUGUGGCUCAGACAGAGUGAACCCAAGCGAUGUGCUUGUGGUUACUGGUUUAAGCUCCAGAAGGUUGAGGAUCAUUAAAGUAUGAUGUAUAAUACCACAUUUUCUGACGUGUGUAGUUCAAAUAUUAUUUGAGCAACCACCAUUAGUGAAUUAGCAAUGUCUAACUGGUCAUUGCCAACAGCUUUGUACAGUUUAAAACCUGCAAUAAAAUACUUUUAAUUGGGA
Thrips palmi is the source of this 604-nucleotide messenger RNA. Its product is annotated as cytochrome c oxidase subunit 5B, mitochondrial-like. Gene Ontology annotation, biological process: mitochondrial electron transport, cytochrome c to oxygen. The record is from RefSeq and is a predicted model, not a curated record. NCBI's taxonomy places the organism in Eukaryota, Metazoa, Arthropoda, Insecta, Thysanoptera, Thripidae. Gene Ontology annotation, cellular component: mitochondrial envelope. The transcript is spliced from 3 exons. Bases 92 to 457 code for a protein of 121 amino acids.